Molecule: messenger RNA, 1236 nt
Organism: Dujonia railenensis
Lineage: Eukaryota; Fungi; Ascomycota; Pichiomycetes; Serinales; Debaryomycetaceae
Source: the annotation of a GenBank genome assembly
AUGUCUUCUAUUAUCGACUUUGGGCCCGGUCAGAACCAUAUCUUCAAACGUGUAAACAACGUAUCAUUUUAUGUACCCGAGCUAUUUCAUUGCUCGCCAACUUUUAAUAGAAGAAUCAAAUUGUUCAUAAACGAUGUCAACCAAUCCUCUUCCAUUGUUGAUAUCUAUGGUGCCUUGGGGUAUCAAAUUCAAAAACAUAAUUAUCUAAUGAUCAAUAAUUAUCCUAUACGACAGAUAGCAGUACACGGUAGAAUUGUGUCGUGCGUAUCAAAAGAUAUUUCUAGGCGAAAUAAUCCCACUUUAUGGAAAAAGACAUACGGAGGUUCAACUACGCUGGAACAUGAUAGCGCCGCGGACUCUGAAAAAACAAUAUUCAUUAUGAGAAUCAAUGAUUUCUCUGGGAGGAAACUGAUUAUCGAUUGUAUUGUAAGUGAGUCUACGUAUAUAGCAUCUGGUAUGUCAUAUACUUCACCUCGAUUCCAGUCACUUGUUGUGGAAGUCAAGGGAGAAAUAGGUGUAUUCUAUGGAACCAAAGAAGUUUGCGUGGAAUACUUGGAUAUAAUAGGCAGAAGCUUGGACGAUGAAAUCGAAAAAUGGGACGAAUAUUUGAGUGAAAGGAAGUCUUUAUUAGAGCCCUGGGUGUAUGAGGUGCCUGAGAUUCAUUCCGAAACAAUAGACAUUCUUGGCAGUGAUGACGAAGACGAUGUUAUAGUCUCAAAUAUCUCGUUGAUCAAUGUUAAAUCUCUCGAUGAAAUUGUAUGCGAAUUCAUUCACUGGAUUCUACAGAAUGACCGUGUUAAAUUUCAGCUCAUUGAGCUAUAUCGAGACCCAUUGCUAAACAAACUUAUAGAAAACCAUUGUGUUCAUGACCCGAGUCGUCCCACCAAAGCUGAAGUUUUUCACAUUAUACGGCAUCAUAUUCAAGUCGAAUGCGGUUUGAUUCUUGUCACUAAGGCUAAAAAUGUUUACUGUUCCGAGGUUUUUGGAGCAGCGAAAUAUAUAACGGGGCAACUCGAAAGGGUGAAAAAUGGAGAAAUACAGACAUUGCUGGUUAAGAAGAUAAUCAGUGACAUUAGGGAAUUGUUUAAUAAAGGAACUGCUAAUAGCGAUGUGGAGAAGAGUUUGAAACCGAUAUACAUUAACGAAAUUGUGAGGUGGAAUACUAGAAAGGAAAGCAAACAUUGGGAGUACGAUGAAGCAGAUUUUGGGACUUGGCUAUUCAAGGAUAGUGUAUAG